AUGUUUUCACUUAUAAACACAUUUAUAUCGACGUUAUCACAAGAAUCGAAAAACACUUUAAUCACGCAUGAGAUCAAAAUCCCAGAAGUAGCAAAUUUAACAUUUGAUUAUCCAUCAUUCCUUCGUGUAAUAGACAUGCUUUGUAUAGAUUUAGCAGUAAAAGAUUGGUUUGCACACCCGAAUUAUGGUAAAAUUUCUUAUACUUCCACGCAAAUUAAAUUAUUACUUUCGAUCCUGACAACACAUUUAUUACAUAAUUCCUCUUUUAUAGAUACUUUAAAAAUAAGUCAUACUACUAUCAUUAAAACUACUGGUACCACUUCUGAUAUCAUCUUAGACAUUAUUCAUCAAAUUCCUAAAACUACUAAAAAUUGUUUCUCAAAUCUUAAAGAAUUUCAAUAUAAUUCUGAUACUCCUAUAAUGGAAGAUUUAUUUUUAAAACUCUCUCAAAUCACGAUUUCCAUUGAAAGGAUUUGUUUCACAAUUUAUAAAAACAUGACAAAUUCGGCUCUCACCUUAUUAAAAUCUCAAAGGAAUUUAAAAGAAUUAACCAUACAAUAUCAUAUCAUGUAUGAUAUCUUGAUAGAUCAAAAGGCUGUCUCAACAUUUUUAGACAAAUCAAAUA
Molecule: messenger RNA, 625 nt
Organism: Funneliformis caledonium
Lineage: Eukaryota; Fungi; Glomeromycota; Glomeromycetes; Glomerales; Glomeraceae
Source: the annotation of a GenBank genome assembly